AUGAUAGCAAUAAUACACAAAGCGUGGCGCUUGGACUCUGACGAACGGGAUGGCUUGCUCAGCAGUGGAUUCAGCAAAGAGGGUUCCGAGGACAACACGGUGGCUGCAUUCGGUGCCGAACUUCAGGAAACUAAAGAAAUUAAGAUCGAAAAAAAUGAUGUGGCCACUUUACUUGGUUUACCUGUUGCAGCAUCUCUACAUCUACUUGAAGAGACAAUCGAUGAGUUUAAAGAGCGCAGAGUGGAAACUGCUGGCCAAGCUGGGGAGUCAUUCGUCGACAAAGGGGUACAUUUGCAAGAGUUCGCCACAUUUAUCUCUACUGUAUACACCGACAUUCAUCCCUCACUACGAGUGCUAGGAAAUUCAUCUUGUACCACAAAGAUUGCCACCAGCAGUGAAGGAAGUAAUGCGCAUUAUUUUCAGCUAUAUGUGACGGAGCAAGGAUCAGUGAUAACGCUCAAUUACUGGUGCUUUUCGCCAUCAAUUGCAAUAGGAAGCACCGAUGUGUACAUGCAAGGAAUUGGGAGUGUUGUUGUGCGUGCAUGUGAACUCGUUCCGCAAGGUGUACUGGUCUUCUUCGCGUCUUAUUUUGUUAUGAAUGCAUGCUUAAAGCUCUGGCAGACGGAGAAGCCAGGAUCGGCAUCAUUGUGGGAAAGUCUGUCAAAAUACAAAACGCCAUUUGUGGAGCCGAAGUCGAAACUGGAACUGAAGAUGGUCAUGCUGCAGUUCAAGGAGAAAGUUAAAGAAGGAGGUGGUGCAGUACUGUUUGCUGUAUGCCGAGCUAAAGUAUUUCUUUUUUUUUUUCAAAAAAUAUUUUCAUGA
Molecule: messenger RNA, 822 nt
Organism: Gongylonema pulchrum
Lineage: Eukaryota; Metazoa; Nematoda; Chromadorea; Rhabditida; Gongylonematidae
Source: the annotation of a GenBank genome assembly